AAGGAGCGACUAUUUCCGCCUUUCGCUACAUACGGAAAAGUGAACUUUGUUGUCAUGUCUGAGUGUGUAGAAAUUAUUGAAACAAUUUGACAUGGAUUAACAACAGCACGAGGAUACCCUGUUUCAUUCAUAUUGUAGCCAAGACGGGCUAGAUCCAAACACUUCGCUGGCAAAAUGACCUACCACUGGCAGAGUCGCAAUGUCAAGACCAGUGGAGUUGAUGACAUGGUCCUCCUACAGAAGAUCUCCGAGUCAGCCAUUGUUGACAACCUCAAGAAGAGGUUCAUGGAGGACUGUAUAUAUACAUACAUUGGUCCUGUGUUGGUGUCCGUGAACCCAUUCAAACAGCUCAACAUCUUCACUGAAAGACACAUAGAACAGUACCAGGGAGCGGCCCAGUAUGAGAACCCCCCUCAUGUGUACGCCCUCACAGACAACAUGUAUCGGAACAUGCUGAUAGAGAUGGAGAACCAGUGUGUCAUUAUCAGUGGUGAGAGUGGAGCAGGCAAGACCGUGGCAGCAAAGUUCAUCAUGAGUUACAUAGCUAAAGUUUCUGGAGGCGGAACCAGAGUACAGCAUGUAAAAGACGUCAUUUUGGAAUCCAACCCAUUACUAGAAGCAUUUGGAAAUGCCAAGACUGUUCGCAACAACAAUUCAAGUAGAUUCGGCAAAUAUGUUGAAAUCCAGUUCAGUCGAGGAGGUGAGCCCGAUGGUGGGAAAAUCUCCAACUUCCUGCUGGAAAAGUCUCGAGUAGUUUCCCAAAACCCAAGUGAGCGAGGAUUUCAUAUAUUCUAUCAGCUAUGUGCUGGGGCCACAGCUCAGCUCAAAGACAACUUAGGUAUAACAAGUCCCGACUACUACUACUACUUGAACCAGAGUGGCACCUACAAGGUGGACGGCAUGGACGACGUCCAGGAGUUCCAGGACACUCUGCGAGCUAUGCAGGUGAUUGGUAUUCCUGAAGACGUACAGAACGACGUUCUCUCCAUUGUGGCUGGCAUUCUACAUCUAGGCAACAUCAGCUUCCAAGAGGAAGGCAACUAUGCCGGCAUAGCCAAUGAUGAUUUCCUGGCUUUCCCGGCUUUUCUACUGGGCAUUGAUGGCGAGCUACUUCGCACCAAGCUGACCGGGCGUGUCAUGGACAGCAAAUGGGGAGGCAAGACGGAGAGUAUUGAAAUGAAACUUAACAAGGAACAGGCCGAGUUCACCAGAGAUGCUCUUGCCAAGGCCAUCUACACACGUGUUUUCGACUAUCUGGUAGCGUCGGUCAACUGUGCUAUGCAGAAGGAGACAGAGGAAGUCAACAUUGGGAUUCUUGAUAUAUACGGGUUCGAAAUCUUUGCCAAGAAUGGAUUUGAGCAGUUCUGUAUAAACUAUGUCAACGAGAAACUACAGCAGAUCUUCAUAGAGCUCACCCUGAAGGCAGAGCAGGAGGAAUACGUACAGGAGGGCAUCAAGUGGACAGCCAUUGACUACUUCAACAACAAGAUCGUGUGUGACGUGAUCGAGUCCAAGAGUCCCCCAGGAAUCAUGUGUGUGGUGGAUGACAUCUGUGCCACCAUGCAUGCCGUGUCGGAGGGGGCUGAUCAGAAACUGCUCAUGAAACUGCAAGGUGCUGUAGGAUCUCACGAGCACUAUCAGGGAUCUAACACAGGGUUCAUCAUACACCACUAUGCUGGCAAGGUGUCCUACGAGGCAGAAGGAUUUUGUGAAAGGAAUCGUGAUGUUUUAUUCACUGAUCUCAUUCAGCUGAUGCAGUCAAGUCAAAAUGCAUUUAUUGCAAGUCUAUUUCCUGAGAAUGUCAGUUCCCAAACCAAGAGUCGUCCUACCACAGCCAGCAGCAAGAUCCGAACUCAGGCCAAUAAACUAGUGACAACAUUAAUGAAGUGUACGCCUCACUACAUCCGAUGUAUCAAGCCAAACGAAACAAAGAAAGCCAGAGACUGGGAGGAAAGCAGAGUUAAACAUCAAGUGGAAUACCUGGGCUUAAAGGAAAACAUCCGGGUCCGAAGAGCUGGCUUUGCCUUCAGGAGAGAGUUCCCCAAAUUCAUCAAGAGAUACAACAUCCUGACACCGGAGACCUACCCGUCAUGGCGAGGAGAUCCACGUCAGGGCAUCACACACCUCAUGAACUCCGUCAACAUGGACCGAGACCAGUUUCAGAUGGGGAAGACUAAAGUGUUCAUCAAAAACCCAGAAUCGCUCUUUCUCCUGGAGGAGGUGAGAGAGAGGAAGUAUGAUAGCUUCGCCAGGGUUAUUCAGAAAGCAUACCGCAAACACUACGCCGUCAAACAGUAUCUCAAACUCAGGGAAGAAGCGUCUGAUAUUGUAUUGAACAAGAAGGAGAGACGAAGGUACAGUCUCAACAGGAACUUUGUCGGGGACUACAUUGGACUCGAGGACUCCCCUGAACUACGGGCCCUGGUUGGCAAGCGAGAGAGAAUAGAAUUUGCUCACCAAGUAUUGAAGUAUGAUAGAAGGUUUAAGAGUGUGAAGAGAGACCUGCUUCUCACCACCAAGAACUUGUACCUGAUAGGGUUAGAAACAGUGAAGAAGGGGCCAGACAAGGGGAGGAAGGUGUUGGUGAAGAAGCGAGAACUGCCGAUAGAAGCAAUCUCCGGGGUAUCUCUCAGCACGAUGCAGGACGACUUCUUCAUCCUCCACAUCCAGGGGGACUACAGCAGCCUGUUGGAGUCAGUGUUCAAGACAGAGUUCCUCACCGUUCUCUCCAAGCGAUACAAGGACAAAACUAGCAGAGCCCUGCAACCCCAGUUCAGUGACAGCUUGGAUUUUCCAGUGAAGAAAGAAGGCUGGGGUGGCGGUGGAAAUAGAUCUGUGCGCUUUGUUCGAGGUCAGGGUGAUGAAGCUGUCCUCAAGCCAUCCUCCAAGGUGCUGACAGUCAGUAUUGGACAGGGACUUCCUCGGGACUCUCGUCCCGGUAGGAAGCAACGUGUGAGUAAUGGCAACCCACGGCGUCCUGCCCCCUCACACCUUCCCCCACCAACAGGUGUGGCGUCGCGACGAGGCCCCGCCCCUGGUAGACCUGCUCCACGUGCCCCCCACGGGACGGCCCCACCACCUCCCACAUCCACGCCGCCAUCUAGGAAUCAAGUAAAACGUCAGUCUAGCACUGAUAUCCAGCAGAAGAUAUUGAGUCAGAGGUCCAACUCAUCCGACAAGGCGCCAUCAUUGCCCCGGGACGGAGCUCAACACCUGGCCAAGAAUCUCAAGCAGGCCAACAACAACAACAAUGACUUCCUUGCCACACCUGAUGCAGGGAUUGCUGGGCGAACUACUAAGUUGAGUCAGGAGAAUAGGAAAAAUGAGAUCUUGCGCAGCAAUCAAAGGAAGAGUAAGGCCAAGCCCAACCCUGGUGGAGGCCGCCCCCGCCCGAAGCCCAAUCUGAAGCCCAAGCCCACGCUGCCUCAGUGCAAGUGUCUGUACGCCUACGACGCUCAGGACACGGAUGAGCUCAGCUUCAAUGAGGGAGAUGUCAUAGAACUUGUCAAGGAAGACCCUGCUGGCUGGUGGCAUGGCAAGCUGAGGGGGAAGGAAGGCCUGUUUCCGGCCAACUAUGUAGAGAAGCUGUAACUACACAACAGAUGAAUAGACAGGUUCAUAUACAGAACAGACUGACGGAUGAACAGGUCCAUCUACUGCUACACAACAGACUGACGGAUGAACAGGUCCAUCUACUGCUACAUAACAGACUGACGGAUGAACAGGUCCAUCUACUGCUACAGAACAGACGGUCGGAUGAACAGGUCCAUCUACUGCUACAGACCAGACGGUCGGAUGAACAGGUCCAUCUACUACUACACACCAACUGGAGAACCACCCCUUUCAGACCAGGUGUGACUCCAUGUGCUGAUCCUGCUAGACAAUUCUGGUUAAGGUUCAGUGUAUACACAUUUGCUCUUGAAGGGGUGGGGGUAGCCUGGUGGUUAAUGUGUUGGCUCUCCGGGCCAAGGGCCUGUCAUCAGUUCUCAUCAUGGGUGCAGUGUGUGAAGCCACAUCAUGACAUGGCUGGAAUACACUCACAGUGGCACUUUGUCUGCUGUUGCUUACAUACAGCACCAGGGGGUCUCUUUAAUAAGUGUGAUAGCCGCUUCGGGUGCUUAAAGAAAUUUUCAAGGAUGGGUUCAUGUCGAAGGCGUAAAUUAACCUUUCAGUGUUUGAAGUAUGGUGCUCUUGUCCCAACCCAACAGAUUUAAUGUUUCCCUAUAUUUAUAUACAGGAUGAAAAAUAUCAAGGGCCCCAAAAUCAAAGAGCCUGUUCUACAUUGUUAACAAGAUUAAGCUUUUGACGACAUCAUUAUAAUAAAGAAAUGACAAAAUCUACCAUUGGGAAGGGAAUCUCUACACUCUAUUUUCAUAAUGUAUGGGACUUCUGUGUGUUUCAAGGCAGCUUGACCAGAUUGUAUUUAAAAGAUAGGUACCAAGGACGGGCAGUUAACAAUGACUGGAAUAUGCUACUCAAAAGAUGUUAAAAGAACACCAAUUUUUUUUUUCAUUUUACUAUUGUUGAUAUGUCAGGAUAUGACAGAUAAACUAGCUAUGAAAAAGUUGGGUGUAUAUUUAAAAUAAACAUGUUGGGAAUGCUUAUUUGAAUAGGGCACUUAUUACGGAAUGUGGGAGGGCUUAAUACUUUAGGAAUGUUUAUGGACUUUUAUUCCAUGAGAAAACAUUGAUAGUAUGAAGAGCCUUUUUGCAGGUUUAAGGAAUUUGUUUCUUUGAAAAGUAUGUAAUGACUGAGAUGUUAUAACGUUGGUGAAUAGCCUGAUCAUUGUCAGUUGACAUUCAUGAUCCUGUUCAUAUUAGGCUGUAAAAAUAAAAGAAAAUGUUCUCAGGCAAUGGCUUUUGAAGAUGUUGUGCGGGUGGUGUGUGGGUUUUUUUAGGGUUGGAUGGGUGGUUGUUCAAGCUCGUAUGUUACCAAAUUUUGUUUACAUUAAUUUGGCAAAAAUUUGUCCUUAAGUAUUGUGGCAUUUCCCUUCCGGGGUCAUGUGUUCAAGACGCUGAGCAUUUACAGAUUGUUUUCAAAAAAUUAAAUUGGAAAUAACAAUAAAACGUGUGGCAGACUUUAUGAUAAUGUGGGCGGUGCCUGAGAUUCAAGACUAUUAUUUUUUUUAGUCUUAUUGACUCCUUAUAGGAUUGUGUUCAAAUUAAAAUUUAACGUUGCAUCAGCAUUAUUUCAGCCAUGUAGCGAUGAGUUGUGUAGGAUUGAAAUAGUUAGUAUGCUGUACCAGUUCUGGGAUGUUGGUUCACAUGAGAGUGUUCCCAUUACUUCUAACGACACUGGUUUGACUUCCCUUCAUGGGCAUUCAACACUUGGUGCCCCUGUCUUUGUUGGUCAGGGAAGAUUUGUGAAAUUUGUGCUAGUCAUUAUGUGAAUGUAUCAUUGCUCACCAAUUGGCUAUGGUCAGUUUGAAAAAGGAAUUACUAGAUUCAGUGGAAUCUGUCACAACCAGACUUAGGAUCACUGGCAAUGGUGGACUAUGGAAUGAACUUUUGUAUAGUUUUAAGUAAAUAUUGUCUUUGUUAAGGUGUGUUCAUAUUCUGACAGAAUGGCAUUAAACGACUGUGAAAAUAACACUUAUCCUGACCGUAGCAAACGAAACUUAACUUUUGGUCACAUACGAUCUGGUUUAGACAGAUUCCACUGUAAGUAUGCACGAUGUUAUCUGCAGUGAAUUAUAUGACAAUUAUGUUUGUUACAUUUGAUAAUAGCUUGUUUUUCACUGAAACAAAUAUCUUAAGUUUUACUGAUAGCCAUCCUGACCUUGGGUUCACAAUUACCUCUGAAGACAAUUGCUGUUAUCUUCUUGCAUAGGUGUUGAUGCAGUGAAAGAAGUGGAGGCAUCUCUGUUUACAGAUAAUUAACAUAGUAACCAUGGUAACUCAAAGGUAGAAAUAACAUUGAAAAUAAAAAUAGCAUAGAUAACUAGAUCCUCAUCUUGAGAGACCCUUGUCCUUUGAACAUAGCACUUGGUGACGAUCUUUCAGGCAUGUCAUGUCUGUGGUUUGAUUAACGUAUGUUACAUGGUGAUAAUGAUCAGUAUUAUGUUGCAAAUACAUAUUGAUUCAAUCUGCAGGUUCAUGGGAUAUUUGAUGUCUGGUACAAAGUUCUCUCGAGCCCAGGAUAAACACCACUCACCCCCGCUUGAUAUUUACCAGGUCAAACAAUGAUAUAGAAACGCAACAGGUAGAUACCAUAGGCUGAAUGACUGUGGUCUAGUGUCAAUAAUGAACCUGCCUCUUACGAUUACUGUAUGUGUCUUGCUGUGCUGAUUUCAAGGCUCGUUCACACAAAUUACUGCUAGUUCAUCAAAUAUAUAUGCAGAUAGAUUUGUGCACGAAACCUUUUGUUUUGAAAGCAGAAUUACUUUAGGAAUAGAUUUUAUUCAUUCAUAUUUACAAACAAUGUUUGUGUGUGAUAUCUGAAAAUAAUGAAAAUCAGACGAUCUCAAUAUUAAUUUCUUGAAAGGGUGAUAAUUUGUUUCCACCAAGUAUUACAUAGAUAAUACAAAUAUUAUCUUAUACAAAUGUAACAGACAAUAUUCCCAUUAGUGGAUAAUGACACAACUUGGCGAGAAGUCAUAUAGACUGGAUCAGAAGUCCCUAACUUCAAAAGUCUAUCUGAUUUCCUUUAGUCCAACUCAGGCCAGGGUCAGUUCAAGGGAAGCAACUCUUACUGAUCUCUAUGACAAGGUGAUAACUUAUGGACAGGAAGAGAUGCUCUGUGAUGUUAUAUACACUUGGUUGAUAUUUGUGUGUUGAACAUGUGUUCUAUUUUAACAGAAACACUGCAUAUUUAUGAUCAUUUUAUAGAUAAUUACUUCUAUAUUCUGACUAUCCAUCCAUAUUUUUGUGCCUUGGAAUAUUAGAUGGGUCAUGCUCUGUACAUUUUGUUUUGGAGACUAUGUAAGUUAGAUAUCCUAUUUCAGAUAUAUUUUAUACAAAACAAGUCUGUUCCGCCCAUACAACACACUGUAUAUUGAAAUGUGGUUGAACAUAUUUUUGGACAGUGUUUUCAAGAGACGGUUAAUUUCAUAUUCACAUUCACAUGUUAAUAUACAAUAUUGAAUGUGUUGACUGUGCCUUCAAAUGUUGCGAUUACAUUUUAACAGUAGGACGAUUUUUGCAUUACUCUGAGAUAGGGGUGUCAAUGAUUGGAGUGUCAAUAUAUCUUCUGCAAGUAUCACAAUAUUUUGAUUAUUAACAAAAAUAGAUAUUCUGUAUAUGUAGCAAAAAAAUUUCUCUCUCGUCCUACAAUUAAUCAACUUGAUGCUAUAUAUGAACUAGGCUGAUUCUUUAAAUGUUUAUUAUUGAAUUUUCUGCUUUCUUGUAAUUCAUCUAACCAUGGUAAUCUUAAUAUUUGUAAACAUUUUUGUGGCUUUGAAUUAUUAUUUAGUAUCGAUAUUCAUAAAAUUGUAUCCAUAAAGUAUCGACAUUAAACUUGUAUCCAUACAUCGAUAUUGUGAUAUCCGAUGACAUCCCUACUCUGAGGACAAAACAUGACAUGGAAACAUAUCUGGGAAGAGAUUAACCAUAUGCAGUGGACAUCCUGAUCAAGGGGAGACAAUCAUACCAUAUAGUAAGAAAUGUUUCGUAUAGUUUCAUGAAUAUUCAUGUAUUCAGUGCAUGUACAAUCUCAGCUACAGACUCUCUCUGCCAUGUUACCCUCAGUCAGUACUCAACACGUACCUGUCUGUAUUCAUUCUUAAGUCAUACUGGAAGUAGAAAUAUGAGAUAUCAAGUAAGAAAUGAACAGCUGAUUCUCUGUAGGUAGGUGUAUACUCCCAAUCUGAUGCAUUUGAUGUCUGAAAUGAAAGCAAUAAACUGGCUAGUGUUUACAAUCGCCUGUAAAUGUUGUUUUUUAUAUACAGUGUAUGAUGAAUAUAAUUAGUAAAUCUAAGUUUAUUUUGUACAAAAUAUAUGAUCUAUGUUAGUAGAUAUUUCAUAUGUAUAUACCUUCCUGUGUAUAUAUGCAUUUAUUUUGUUGUUAUUGCCUUAUUCUCAUGAUCACGAGGUAAAUUGUCUUUUCAAAGCCCAGGGACUGUUUAUGAUACCUCUUACUGAUGAUUCCCAAAUACUGUUGUUUGCAGUAAAUGUACGACAGCAGGAUGUCAUUAUUUUUUCUAUGUAUGUUUUGUAAUACUGUAUGUGAUAAAAUUGAAUCCUAAUUCAUGAAAACAGGGUUACUGUGCUAAUAUAUAUUUCUAUAUAGAUCUGAAAUAAUCAUUGAACACAAAUUUUUACAAUUCAUAAGUUAGAAAAUUCACCCUUCACAAAUACUUUUAAACAAUUUGUAGCUGGGUCUGGUUUAGUGUCAAUAAGAUAGCUGGCUACACAGAUAACAGACAAUAUAGAAGUGAAAUGUAGUCUUGCAUGGUGUCAUGUGACCUUAAAACCGUUUGGCCUUUAUGAAUUUAUUAUUAUAUUUUUUACAUAUGAAUUAAAUCCCUAUGUCUCUCUUCAUAAUAAAGAUCAGCAUUUCAGGUCUUGUUUAAGUUGCUAUUGUGAGUUUAAUGUUAACCCUUUAGAGACAAUUUUGAAAACUGAAAAAUCCCUGGGCCAUUUUUCACAAAGUGAUCUCAGCAUUAAUACUCUCGUAACUGCAGUACUUUAACAGAGAUUUACGACAAUCGUAGUGCUGAGAUUGCUUUGUGGAAUGGGGUCCUGAUGCAUUAACACUACAUAGUGCUAACUACUUCAUGUAUGUUCUGGUAUAUAGACAACAUGUCCCAUAUGAAUACAAGUUAUAAUGACCCAAAUAUACAUGAUAGGUACCUCCUUCUUACGUGCUUGAAAUAACAGGGUAAUGGUCAUAAUUUUUUUUUUUUUCUUGUCUUCAGAUAAAUUAUAUAUAAGAAGUGGUUUGUCUAAAGUUUGAUGUCUCAAACAUGGGGUUCAUAUGUAGACUUGGUUAGUUUCCUCUUAGAAUAAUGUUGGUAUUACCAUCCUGAAGACACACGGUUUUGUCAGUUUCAUUCACAUCGUUACUAGAAAGGAUUCACAACUAUUCUGUCCUGGAAAAGAGGAAAUGCAAGUGUUAGCAAUAAGUGUGAAGUCCUGCAUACCACAACAGUGUCCGCAGAUGCUGCAAAGUAGUAUAUGACACAUUUCUUUCUUUUUGUCAGCAGGAUUUGUUAGAUGAAAUACAGAAUGAGAAUUGCUUUUAAUUUUGUCAUUUCUAUUGCUUUAGAUUGGAUUUGUUUUAGAUGGGGUUUGCUUUGUAUAGUUUGUUUGCUGAAAUUAAUCUAUUACCUGACCAUGACUUCCUUCAUCUUCCCGAGGCAAGAGAGUAAACCGACUACAAAAGUCCAGUUUCCACCCUUGCCGAACUAGGCUUGUAUUAUGGAGUUACAUUUUGGCUGGACUAACAAGUCUAUGCAUAGUCAAAUCCAAAUCGUGCACCGAAAUCGCAAUCCGGUUCGUAAACUCUCAUGCAGAUUCCUUUAGGGUUUGAGUUAAUAUCAAAAUUAUGCCCACCUCACUUAAUGAAGUGACAAUUACAGAUAGUAGUCAAUAAAUAAAUUAAUAUGAAAAUAUCUUGGAAGUCCAUAGUACAUCCUGAAGACAGAACUAUAAAGAAAAGGUAUGCAAAAUUUGUGUAAAAUUGUAUAUUGAUGAAUGAUUCUUGUCCCUUGAAUUUAUUGUUUGUAUAGAACACUGGGCAUGUUAUUACCCAUAUUGACGACAUUAUGUAAACAUUAUAACUGUUACCGACCAUGAUCACGUUCAUGUUGUAUAUUAUAGCUUCAAUUCUUUAUACAUAUGUGUAUAUGCUUGGCUUGGACUAUUUAAACCAUGUACACCUGUUAAGCCUUAUUUUGAUAUCAUUCUAUAUUAUCUUCAUUAUGCAUUCCCAUUUUCAAUAAACAUCAACAGCAA
Messenger RNA from Haliotis rufescens (red abalone), 9893 nucleotides. Its product is annotated as unconventional myosin-Ie-like. Gene Ontology annotation, biological process: vesicle transport along actin filament; actin filament organization. NCBI's taxonomy places the organism in Eukaryota, Metazoa, Mollusca, Gastropoda, Lepetellida, Haliotidae. The transcript is spliced from 30 exons. Bases 175 to 3591 code for a protein of 1138 amino acids. The record is from RefSeq and is a predicted model, not a curated record. Gene Ontology annotation, cellular component: plasma membrane; microvillus; cytoplasm. Gene Ontology annotation, molecular function: ATP binding; microfilament motor activity; actin filament binding.